CAAAUAAUAAUUCGCCUUGUGUUUGGUUUGCAACUUGUUUUUGUACGGUAUUGCGGCUACUCUGUUGUGUCAGUUCUAUCUCUUAAUAAACAGCGAUCUUUUCAAAUUGGGAAGAAAACUUGUUACAGUUGAAAAACAAAGCCAAUUGAACCAGCUGUUGUUUACAAAGGUCAGGGAAACGUAUUCACAUAUAUUAAAUUUUGUCCACAAAAACACUAGCUUUGUUUAAAUAUUAAAUAAAAUAAGACGACGAAACAACGGCAAAUAUCAUAAAGAAUUUGAACAGAUGAAGUAUAACGAACAUCAUGAAAAUUCUUUGUGAAACUCAAGUAAUCAAUCGACAGACUCAAACAAAUAAAACGCCGCGAAUGGUGAAAUCUACGCUAGCGGUUGGUUAUCAUUGCACUGCUAAGGAUGAUAGCGGAAGUAGCAAAAAGUUCUUGGAAAUCAUACAUUUUACACCUCAAAAUAAGCUUGGCACACGCUACAAAAUCUACAAUAAUGUGGAGAAAAUAUUUACAAAAUUUUUGCAAGAUGGGAAAGCCACCAUAAGUUUUAGGGAGCCUGCGGAGAAUCUGCUAAUUAAAUGUGAUCCAAUACAAUUGAAGGGAUUUUUGCAAACUUUAAAGCUCGGUCUCGAGGGUAAAGGCUCCAUAAAUUUACGCGUGAAUAUCGCAGCAACUACCGGCAUACCACAAAAGUCUCAGCCGAAAAUUAAGAUGACCAUAACGAAUAGAGGUGAUUAUCCCAUAAAAGGCUUUCCCAGAACACUUAAGCAAUUAACUGUCACAGGUAUACAGCUGUGUAAAAUUACAUUUGAAAUUUGUACAUUAAAAAACCUAACAGUAUUAAAUUUAAGCUACAAUAAUAUCGAGAAGAUUCCCUUAGAAUUGGGGCGUUUAUCAUUAACUCAAUUGGAUAUUAGCAAUAACCAGCUAUGUGCUGAUAAAUCUUGGCUUUGGUUAAAUAGUAAAACACUACGGGAGAGUUUAAAGGAAUUGGAUUUUUCCGCUAAUAAAUUGGUUUUCUUUCCUCGUCCUUUAAUCAAACUGGAGAACCUUGUCACUUUGAAAUUAAACAACAACCUCAUUAAACGUUUACCUUUUGGUAUAAGACGUAUGCACAAUUUGCGUUACCUUAAUAUGUCCAGCAAUCAACUAGAAUCACUGCCUUCGUCUUUUAAUAGUAUACGUCUCGAAUUGUUGGACGUUUGGGGAAAUAAUUUUCAGCCGCAUAGAGAACACGAGAUGGACAAGAGGAACUCGGCGGAAUUAAAUACUCCCAGUCCUUUAUGGUUGUUGGCGUGCCGUUCAGUUUGCCAAUACAAAUUACCCUACUCAACCAAUUCAUUGCCCUGGGAGCUUAUCGACAUUUUAAUGGAGGCUCCUAAAUGUGCUUGCGGUCGGUUAUGUUACGGUCACAAGGUAUAUGAACAAGCCGCUUUGUCGACUUUUGAGAAUGUGAAAAAUUUGGUUUUUAGUCGCGAUCGUGCGAUAUAUGCCGACAUAGUUUUAUGUGGCUGCCUAUGUAUGGGUAAGAAACAAAUGUUGGCUAGUAAUUAAUAGUAAAUUUAAGUUUUUUCUGUUCAGUUUUUUAUUUCGACUUUCUAUUGCGUUAUUUUUUUUUUAUCUGCAGUGUCAAAGUGCAGCAACGUAAUAUGAUCCCUUUUAUCGUUUAAUGGUAGGGUUUUUCGAACUUUGAUGCACUUUAUUGAAAGAAACAACAAUUGUGAAUGGAACAAAUAGCACUCAAAGCAUUUUUAAUAGAAAUUAUAAAGUAAGGCAAGAAAAACUUUGUUUUGCUCCGAAUUACAAUCAGUCUGUCGUGGAGCUAAGUAGUUCAUCGAGUUUCAUUGAUUCCUUUUCCAAGUAUAUGGUACGAACUCUUUGAACAGCCGGAUAUCGUUCUUUCAAUUCCUUGCGUUGUGAACGAGCGCUACUCCUAAAAGCCUUCUUCAGUUUCUGAACUUCUUUAGCUAAGUCCAUUUGCAUUAUAAUUUUAGGCCAAUCAUUAUCGGAAAUUGGGCAUAAGGGGCGCUCUCACACAAAUUGCAGCAAAUUAUGAUAACAAUUAUGAUAACAAAAUAUUUGAAAAGAAAGUGAAACAAAAAAUAUUUUUUUUUAACGAAUGAAUAAAAUUUUAAUCGAUCUUAUAUGCCAAAUAUGCUCAAAAAUAAUAUCAUUUUUCAAUUGUUAGCUUUCAGCUGCUUUCAUUUUGUGAAGACACUUUGGAAAACCUUUUGUCACAUGUAUUUUUUGCAGUUGGUCUAAAACUUU
Messenger RNA from Glossina fuscipes, 2276 nucleotides. RefSeq names its product leucine-rich repeat protein 1 (gene Lrr47). Bases 306 to 1562 code for a protein of 418 amino acids. The transcript is spliced from 2 exons. The record is from RefSeq and is a predicted model, not a curated record. Lineage: Eukaryota; Metazoa; Arthropoda; Insecta; Diptera; Glossinidae. Gene Ontology annotation, molecular function: protein binding.